AUGGUGGACGAGGGUGAAAUGGAAGUGGGAGAGGAAGAGGGUCCAUCAGGCUUGGCGUCGAUUCAGCCUCUGGGCCAUCCGGAAAUAGCUCAGGAUGCGGUGAUCGGGCUUGGACGAUCGCGAGUGUCAUAUCCAUACAUACCCGAUCCCGAUCCGACUCCCGGACCCCCAACUUCACCACCUCCGGAGUCCUACCCUAUCUCCGUCUGCUCCAAUACUCACCUUGGACCGAACAUCACUCCUCUCGCCACCCUCCUCCUCUUACUCCUCCUCUUAUUCCUCAUGACACCUCCACCCUUCCAUCACUCUCCUACCCUACUUCCAUCUGCUCCGAUACUCACCUUCAGACCUGACACCUUUCCUCUCCUCCACUCCUCUCCCCGCUCCUCUCUUCUCUCUCCUCCCUCUGACCCUCUUCCACCACUGUCCCGUACCCCGUACUCGGACACCGCUCGUACCUUCGCUCCGAGAUUCCAUCAUACGACCUCAGACUUUGACUCCACCUCAGCUUAA
Cantharellus anzutake is the source of this 513-nucleotide messenger RNA. RefSeq lists its product as uncharacterized. The transcript is spliced from 2 exons. The record is from RefSeq and is a predicted model, not a curated record. NCBI's taxonomy places the organism in Eukaryota, Fungi, Basidiomycota, Agaricomycetes, Cantharellales, Hydnaceae. Bases 1 to 513 code for a protein of 170 amino acids.